Molecule: messenger RNA, 3247 nt
Organism: Gaeumannomyces tritici R3-111a-1
Lineage: Eukaryota; Fungi; Ascomycota; Sordariomycetes; Magnaporthales; Magnaporthaceae
Product: polymerase 2 ADP-ribosyltransferase 2
Exons: 1
Coding region: 244-2868 (874 amino acids)
Molecular function (GO): NAD+ poly-ADP-ribosyltransferase activity
Source: RefSeq, a predicted model, not a curated record
GCGUUCCCACAGCCCGACCUGCAGUCCCUGGAGCUUGGCGUGAGCUGAAGGAGUGCGGCGGAAUUUAAAGCCACCUCCAGCUUCAUUUGCGCCUUUCUCUCAGUCCUCUCCGUCUUUUCAGUCUUCUCCCUUCCACCCCUCGUUCACGCAUAUUAGCGCGUUUCGCGUUAAUCAACACCCGCUCAUUGUCGUUUCUUUUCCCAUCCUCAAUCCCCAGCGACUUCAGUCGGCUCCACCGCCAAGAUGCCACCCAGGCGCAGCGCCAGAAACGCGGCAGCAGCGCCAGCUGUCCGGCCGCUGGAUGGCCUCGUCAUUGCGCUCAGCGGCACCUUUGACUGCUCUCAGGCUGACGCGAAGGCCAAGGUCGUCGGCCUCGGCGCCACCGUUUCGGCGUCGGUCACCAAGUCCACGACCCAUCUCGUCACCACCGAGCAUGACUUUCUGCGCAACACCACCAAGGUCAAGGCCGCCACCUCCAAUGAUCUGCCGAUUGUUAGCUUCGACUGGCUGGUAGACUGCGAGGCCAACGACAAGCGCGAGCCGGAGAAUGCCUACGAUGUCGGCAAAUCUGCCACUGCAGCACAGGCCGCUGCUCAGGCACAGUCGCAGUCGCAGAAGUCGCAAGCCAGUGCCAAGACCGGCAAAGGCAAGGGCAAGAAUGCCGCCUCAUCCGCCGCAGCCUCUGCCGCCGCUUCGGAGGCGGAGGAGGAGGAGGAGGAGGAAGAGGAGGUCAAACCCAAGCCCAAGCCCAAGGCAAAAGCGACCAGGGGAAGGGCCGCCAAGGGCAAGGCUGCGUCCGCCGUGGCGUCCGAGGCAGAGGAGGAGGAGGAGGAGGAGGCCAAGCCCAAGGCAAAAGCAACCAAGGGAAAAGCUGCGAAGGGCAAAGCUGCAUCCACUGCUGCCUCUGCUGCAGCUUCCGAGGCAGAGGAGGAGGAGGAGGAGAAGGUCAAGCCCAAACCCAAGGCGAAGGCUACCAAGGGCAAGGCUGCCGCCAAACGCGCUACCUCUACUGCUGCCUCAGCAGCCGCGUCUGAUGAUGAGGGCAAGAAGCCCAAGCCCAAGGGAAAAGCCAAAGCGGGGGCCAAACGCACCUCGACUGCCGCUGCUGGCUCUGAUGAUGAGCCAGACACCAAGCCAUUGGUGAAGCGCGCGAAGAAGGGCGCCAAUGGAGCUGCCAACGGCGCUGAUGCUGACUCUGCCGAUGAUGCGAAGCCUGCGGCGCCCGCCAAAGGCAAAGCGACAGCCAAGUCGGCAAAGGUCAAGAAGGAGGACAAGGCCGACAAGGCACCCGCUGCGGACGGGCAGAUUGCCCGAUCCAAGAAUCUGCAGGUUCCCCUUGAUGAGGCCUGCACCAUGGUCGGUUAUGCAGUCUACAUCGACGACCAGGGCCACAUUUGGGACGCGUCGCUCAACCAGACGAACGCUAGCAACAACAACAACAAGUUCUACCGGGUCCAGAUCAUCAGGGAUGGUAAAGGAGACUUCAAGACGUGGACGCGCUGGGGCCGGGUCGGCGAGCUUGGCCAGAAGGCCAUUCUCGGAAAUGGAACUGCCGAGGACGCAAUCAAGAACUUCGAGAAAAAGUUCAAGGACAAGUCUGGCCAUUCCUGGGAGGACCGCCUCGCGCCUCCCAAGGCCGGCAAGUACACCUUCGUCGAGCGGAGCUAUAACGAAGACUCGGACGACGAGGAUGAGGUCAUGGCCGAUGACGACGACGACGACGAGGCCAAGGACAAGUGGAUCCCACCGACCUGCUCGCUCGAGGAGCCGGUCCAGGACCUGAUGAAGCUCAUCUUCAACAAGCAGUACUUUGCUGCCGCCAUGUCGGAGCUCAACUACGACGCCAACAAGCUGCCGCUCGGCAAGCUGAGCAAAUCGACCAUCAGCCGCGGUUUCCAGGCGCUCAAGGACCUUUCUGCGCUGCUGGAUGACCCUUCCCAGGCUCAGGCGGACUACGGGAUGGACGCCGACUCUGCCAUCGAGCACCUCUCCAACUCGUACUAUUCCGUUAUCCCCCACGCGUUUGGUCGUGACCGCCCGCCCGUCAUCUGCGAGGAGUCGCUCCUUAAGAAGGAGGUGGAGCUUCUCGAGAGCCUGAGCGAUAUGAAGGACGCCAACAACAUCAUGGGCAAGGACAAGGUGGUGGCGCGCGACCCUGUCCACCCUCUGACAAAGUUGUACAACGGCCUGAACCUGGAGGAGAUGACGGCGCUGCAGUACUCGAGCGACGAGUUCAAGCUGAUCAAGGACUACCUCAACGACACGCGCGGCGCCACCCACGGCCACAACUACACGGUCAAGGACAUCUUCCGCAUCGAGCGCGCCGGAGAGCACGAGCGGUUCGACAAGGAGUCUCCCUUGGCCGGCCCGCCACAAGACAGGCGUCUGCUGUGGCACGGCUCGCGCGUCACCAACUUUGGAGGCAUCCUCAGCCAGGGUCUCCGCAUCGCGCCUCCCGAGGCUCCCGUGUCGGGCUACAUGUUUGGCAAGGGCAUCUACCUGGCCGACAUGUCGUCCAAGUCGGCCAACUACUGCUGCUCGUACAUCUCGGGCGGCGAGGCCCUGCUGCUCCUGUGCGAGGCCGAGCUGGGGAAGCCGAUGCAGGAACUCACGAAUGCCGACUACGAGGCCGGCGAAAAGGCGCAAAAGAACGGCAUGUACUCGACCUGGGGCAAGGGCAUGACGGGGCCCAAGGAGUGGCGCGACGCCGGCGCCGUUCACGACAGCCUCGAGGGCACCACCAUGCCCGACACAAGCGUCAAGCCCGGACCGACAAAGGUGCAGGGCGCGUACCUGCAGUACAACGAGUUUAUCGUCUACGACGUCUCGCAAGUGCGGCUGCGAUACCUGCUCAGGGUCAAAAUGUGAGGGUCUUGGCGCGCGCGCGUUUGGAUGGAGUCGGGGGUGAUGAUGGAAUCCUGGAUCUGGUUGGUUGGUGUUGGGGGGGUGUUUGGAGUGCCGGCCAGCUGGACAUGUAUGGGCAAGGUAAUGAUGGACUGAUGUGGACCUAAAACAGGGUUGAUUUUGCGAGGCUAUUCUUUUGAUGACAGCUCAGAUGUACUCACUCACGCGUGGCAGCAAGGUCUCCAGCGUUUCGUUGCUUUAUUUUACCUCGUGGGCUUACAUGGUGGCAAACGCUAGGAAAAACAGCUGUUUUCUGCUUUGAUGACAGCUAGUCUGCAGUAGCAUGCUGUUACAUGGAGAGUUUGAGAUACUCGCCCGAAUAAACCACACAAACUUUUCCUGA